GUGCGCGGGGGCCGCGUUCUGGCCCCGGAGAAGCUGUUUUUCGAGGAGCGGCGUGUGGCCGACGAACAGCGGGACGCCGGGGGCCGCAUCCUCGCGCCCGGCUUCAUCGACGUGCAGAUCAACGGUGGAUUUGGUGUUGACUUCUCCCUGGUCACGGAGGACGUGGGUUCAGGGGUUGCCCUGGUGGCCCAGAGGCUCCUGUCGCACGGUGUCACCUCCUUCUGCCCCACCCUGGUUACUUCCCCACAUGAGGUGUAUCACAAGGUCCUUCCUCAGAUCCCCGUGAAGAGUGGUGGUCCCCAUGGGGCAGGGGUCCUCGGGGUGCACCUGGAGGGGCCGUUCAUCAGCCAGGAGAAGCGGGGUGCACACCCAGAGGCCCACCUCCGCUCCUUUGAGGCCAAUGGCUUCGACGAUGUGCUGGCCACCUACGGGUCCCUGGACAACGUGCGCAUCGUGACGUUGGCCCCAGAGCUGCACCGCAGCCACGAGGUGAUCGAGGAGCUGACGGCUCGUGGCAUCUGUGUGUCCCUAGGGCACUCGGUGGCCGACUUGAGGGCCGCGGAGGGAGCCGUGCAGCGCGGGGCCACCUUCAUCACCCACCUCUUCAACGCCAUGCUGCCUUUCCACCACCGUGACCCAGGCAUCGUGGGGCUCCUGACCAGUGACCAGCUGCCCCCAGGCCGCUGCAUCUUCUAUGGAAUGAUUGCAGAUGGCAUGCAUACCAACCCUGCCGCCCUGCGCAUUGCCCACCGGGCCCAUCCCCAGGGACUGGUGCUGGUCACCGAUGCAGUCCCUGCCCUGGGCCUGGGCAACGGCCGUCACACGCUAGGACAGCAGGAGGUGGAGGUGGAUGGGCUGACGGCCUAUGUAGCAGGCACUAAGACACUGUGCGGCAGCAUUGCUCCGAUGGACGUCUGUGUCCGCCAUUUCCUGCAGGCCACAGGCUGCAGCGUGGAGUCGGCUCUGGAGGCUGCUUCCCUGCACCCUGCCCAGCUGCUGGGGCUGGAGACACACAAGGGGACCUUGGACUUCGGUGCCGAUGCAGACUUCAUAGUGCUCGACGACACGCUACAUGUCUGGGCCACCUACAUCUCCGGGGAGCUGGUGUGGCAGGCCAAGGAAGCCGGACAGUGACUGGGGCCUGGCUGGAGAGGAUGCCCAGCCAGCUGAACACUCAGGCCGACGGUUGGAGGAGCUGGUCUCCAGGAUUAAGAGAGCCCUGCCCUUGGCGGACGCCCUUGGCCUCCCGAAGCCCUCUUGGGGCAGGAGGCCUGGAUAAACGUGUGCCCAACAGGCUC
Molecule: messenger RNA, 1298 nt
Organism: Tupaia belangeri chinensis (Chinese tree shrew)
Lineage: Eukaryota; Metazoa; Chordata; Mammalia; Scandentia; Tupaiidae
Gene: AMDHD2
Product: amidohydrolase domain containing 2
Exons: 10
Biological process (GO): N-acetylglucosamine catabolic process
Molecular function (GO): N-acetylglucosamine-6-phosphate deacetylase activity
Source: RefSeq, a predicted model, not a curated record